Globicephala melas (long-finned pilot whale) is the source of this 858-nucleotide messenger RNA. RefSeq names its product myo-inositol oxygenase (gene MIOX). The record is from RefSeq and is a predicted model, not a curated record. Gene Ontology annotation, molecular function: inositol oxygenase activity; iron ion binding. Gene Ontology annotation, cellular component: cytoplasm. Gene Ontology annotation, biological process: inositol catabolic process. NCBI's taxonomy places the organism in Eukaryota, Metazoa, Chordata, Mammalia, Artiodactyla, Delphinidae.
AUGAAGGUGGCUGUGGACCCAGACCCUUCCCUGGUCUACCGGCCUGAUAUGGGGCCAGAGGCGGCCAAAGACAGGGGCAGCUUCCGAAACUACAUGUCCGGCCCUCUCCUGGACCGUGUCUUCACCACCUACAAGCUUAUGCACACGUGGCAGACCGUGGACUUCGUCAGGAGGAAGCAUGCCCAGUUUGGGAGCUUCUCCUAUAAGAGAAUGACUGUCAUGGAGGCUGUGGACAUGCUGGAUGCGCUGGUGGACGAGUCGGACCCCGACGUGGACUUCCCCAACUCCUUCCACGCCUUCCAGACGGCCGAGGGCAUCCGGAAGGCCCAUCCCGACAAGGACUGGUUCCACCUCGCCGGGCUCCUGCAUGACCUGGGGAAGGUCCUGGCUCUGGCAGGGGAGCCCCAGUGGGCAGUCGUUGGAGACACCUUCCCAGUUGGCUGCCGUCCCCAAAGCUCUGUGCUUUUCUGGGACUCUACCUUCCAGGACAACCCUGACCUCCAGGACCCUCUGUACAGCACAGAGCUUGGCAUGUACCAGCCCCACUGUGGGCUCGAGAACGUCCUCAUGUCCUGGGGCCAUGACGAGUACAUGUACCAGAUGAUGAAGUUCAACAAAUUCUCCCUCCCACUGGAGGCCUUCUACAUCGUCCGGUUCCACUCCUUCUACCCGUGGCAUACGGGCGGCGACUACCAGCAGCUGUGCGACGAGCAGGACUUGGCCAUGCUGCCCUGGGUGCAGGAGUUCAACAAGUUCGAUCUCUACACCAAGAGCUCCGACCUGCCCGAUGUGGACAAGCUGCGGCCCUACUACCAGGGGCUCAUCGACAAGUACUGCCCCGGUGUCCUCCACUGGUGA